Lolium rigidum is the source of this 557-nucleotide messenger RNA. RefSeq lists its product as uncharacterized. NCBI's taxonomy places the organism in Eukaryota, Viridiplantae, Streptophyta, Magnoliopsida, Poales, Poaceae. Bases 147 to 557 code for a protein of 136 amino acids. The transcript is spliced from 4 exons. The record is from RefSeq and is a predicted model, not a curated record.
GCGAAACUUAUUCAUUGAGGUGAGAACAUUUGCAUCGUUUCUCUCUUUGUGCCUAAUGUGGAUAACUUUGGUUACAUUUCAUUUUAAUUUUUGUUGUGGUCAGGGCCGGCGCAUUAUAAGUGGAGUGGCAAUAUAAACUUGAGACAAUGAAAUACUUCGAGAAAGAGCAUGGUAGCGGACCACAAUCUUCUGAGGGCUCGAAGUCUGGUCUUGGUGAGGCAGGCUUGAACUCCGGUCUUGGUGAGGCGCAUUCUUGUGAGGGCUCAAACUCCGGUCUUGGCGAGACAAGCCCUGACUUCAGUGGUGCCAGUUUCUCGUUGGAUGACGACGAGAUCAACGCCUACGACAGCAUCCUGAACCUCCAAGCGCCUGACUUCACCACCGUCAUGGCGAUUGUGCAUGGCGCAGGCCUCGGGCCGGAGGCCGUCGAGGACGAGGACUUUCUUUACUUCGCCAAUGUCGUUGGCUUCACGAACAGCCUCGGGAAGGAGUCCAACAAAGAAGACGACAUGGUCAGUGUGUUGCUGAAUGUGGAUGAUGUUUCUGAAGAAUUGUGA